UCCUCUUUAAUUUUACCUGUGGGAUUUAGAAAUUGUGAUCAGUUAAGUGAUAAGUAGUUAUUUUUUAAAAAUUUGUUUAAAGAUUUUUUCUUGAUGAAAUGGGUCAGUGACUUGCGUAUGGAUCAACAUAGAGCAGACGACAAAACAUGAGGCUUACGUGGAUAUCGCUGUGUUACUGAUUGGAAUUGUUUUAUUCUUUAAAUAUUGAAUGCCACGUAGACUUUGAUAAAUGUCGAUCCGAAGAGACAAAUACGAAGGAAUUGUUGCUAGAAUAUAAACAAAGUGCCGCUGAUAAGACGUCAUGCCUCGACCCAAAGGACAUGAGAAAUCAGUAAAAUCCAAGCUUAAGGUGUCCAAUAAUAUAGAUUCCAAGAAAGAGAGCAAGUUUAGGAUCCCAAUGUUGAAUACUGUUUUGACGAUUACCUGUAUUGGUAUAGCAGCAUGGUUCAGUUAUAAAGGCUAUUUAGAAACUCGAGUAAACACUCCAUAUGAUACCAAAAAGCUGGUUACUAAAACUGGUUUAGAAGUACCAGAUCGUUAUUGGGGUACCUACAGAUCUGGUCUUUACUUUGGAUUAAAGACCAGAGAUCCUCAUUCUAUAGUAACAGGCUUGAUGUGGUACUUCCCACAUUAUCUGCGGCAAGGUGGUCAUGGAUUUAGACAUUGGUGUGAACAGGGUGACAAAUUGGAUAGAUAUGCAUGGUUGGAGCACGACGGGAAAACAUUUGGUGUUCAAGAGAUAGUUGAUGGUGGGGCUAUAUUGGAAACAAGCUUUGUAAAGAGACCAGGUGGCAGUCAUGGAGGAGACUGGUCAGCAAGAAUUGGAGUAAGAUCAGAAAAUCAGGAACGCGAUGGAGAAGAAAUUUCUCUAAUUUUCUAUACUGCAAUUGAAGAGAAAACAAAAGGUUGGAUCAAAGCUUCUCUCGGUAACGACAAUAAGUUAACUGGCAUGGAAGGAGACACAAAUGGGCUUGGUGCUUUCCGGAUAGCUCUAAACCCAAUACGGGGAAGUGUGGAAGAACAUUCAUUCCUGGUGACUGCAGCACCUGGACUGCACGUUCUAAAGGAAACUGUACUACAAAACCUAAGACUUGCAUCCCAUAAAGGUUCGUCAAAGAAACACAUAGUACUGGCUGGGGAGCAGUUACCUUUGACAGCAGAGGGAAAAGAAAUGGAACCAAACUUUAUAGCAACUCAAAUAACAGCUAAAAUUCCUUUUGAAUUCGAAGUGACUUAUGAGUCUGGCAGUUUCGUAACUCGUACUGAAAAAUUAGCCAGUAAAAACUACGACAACACUCUUGAGAAACACCGUAAACAGUUUGAUGAGAAAUUCGAGAAAAUUUUCAAGUUAAGAUCCAAAGGUUACAAGGAGGAUGAGGUUGCUUUCGCUAAAAUGGCAUUUUCGAAUAUGAUUGGUUCUAUUGGUUACUUUUAUGGGAGUUCACAAGUGCAGAGUGCCUAUACUAAAGGUCCUGUGCCUUACUGGAAAGCUCCUCUUUAUACUGCCGUACCAAGUAGAAGCUUUUUCCCUAGAGGAUUCUUGUGGGACGAGGGUUUUCAUGGUUUACUAAUAUCAGCUUGGGAUCUGGACAUCGAGUUAGACAUAAUAAGUCACUGGUUUGACCUGAUGAACGUGGAGGGCUGGAUACCUAGAGAAAUGAUACUAGGUCAAGAAGCUCUUGCCAAAGUGCCAGAAGAAUUCGUUACUCAAGUGAACACAAAUGCAAAUCCGCCAACAUUUUUCUUAACAUUACAUUUUAUACUUCAACAUCAUCGAGAGGAAAUAUUAGAGAAACAUCUUCACCUAUUAGAGAAGCUUUAUCCUAGAUUGCAAGUCUGGUUUGACUGGUUCAAUACAACCCAGAUUGGUGAUAUGCCAGGAACAUAUCGUUGGCGAGGUAGAGAUAGCACGACGAAUCGCGAAUUAAAUCCAAAGACUUUGACAUCCGGUUUAGAUGAUUAUCCAAGAGCAUCACAUCCUAACAUCGAUGAACGUCACGUGGAUCUUAGAUGCUGGAUUGCGUUUACAGCAGGAAUCAUGGCUAAAAUAGCUGAAGUAUUAAAUCAACCCAGUUGUAAAUACUUGGAUACCUUCAACUACUUAUCGGAUAAUGAAUUACUUAAUAAACUGCACUGGUCUCAGAGUAGUCAAAGUUACUGUGAUUAUGGGUUACAUACAGAUAAAGUUGUUCUAAGAAGACCAACCCCACCACCCCGGUCUCAUGCACCAACUUCAGAAAUGCUAAGAGUAGUUCUUGGUGAUCCUAUGCUGAGGUACGUGGAUACCACCUUUGGAUAUGUCUCACUAUUUCCCUUUGUUCUCCAAAUCGUCCAGUCAGACUCUCCACAGUUGGAAAAAAUCUUGGAUGAUUUGACUAAGCCGGAUUUACUUUGGACCAAAUAUGGAUUAAGAUCUCUGUCCAAAACCUCACCACUAUAUAUGCAAUAUAAUACGGAACACGAUGCACCGUAUUGGCGUGGAGCUAUUUGGAUGAAUUUGAAUUAUUUAACAGUGAGAGCCUUGCAUCAUUACUCAAAGAUUGAAGGACCUUAUCAGGAUAAAGCUAAGAAGAUUUACACGGAUUUAAGGCAGAACCUCAUAAGAAAUGUUAUUUCUAAAUAUAAAAGAUCAGGAUAUAUUUGGGAGAAUUAUGGUGACAGUCAUGGAGAUGGCCAAGGUAGUCAUCCUUUCACCGGCUGGACGUCUUUAACUGUUUUACUAAUGGCGGAAAUAUAUUAAGACAUCGCAAUCGAGUGAAAUUGGAGCUUUCAUGAUAAUGAUAGAAGUGAUUCGCGUAAUAAUUACUUCGAUGACCAGUUUCAAAUUCAGCGGUAUAUUUUAUAAAUACCGUUUCACAAGGGUAUUUAAGAUUGAUUAGUGAUUAUUGAUCAUUUAUGAUGUGUACUUGAAAUAGUAUUUGGUAAUAACAAACCAACAGCUCUUAAUAAUCCUUUCAAUGAACAUAAUGUUCGUUCAACUAGUUAAAAUUGAAUAUCAUAUAAUACCCUGCUAGUAUUCAUAAAUGCAUUUACCAAAAGCAUUUUUUAAAGAGAUUCCACAAAGGGAGGAAUAUUAGUUUGAAGUAUAUACUUCAGGUUAAUGCCGAACCAAAGGCAAGAACUACCUUUAUACAUAAAUAUAAAAUAGUAAACUGCAUAGAGCCACUUGUUAAAACGUGACGAUUGACAUAUAAAUAUUCUGCAUACAAUUGUUUAACAAUUCUCAUAUAACAAUUCAUAUAAAGAUACAAUCUUUUCCAUAAGAUUAUUGCAUAACUUAUUAUAGCAGAGUAGAUUAACAAAUCAAUGAAAUGUUUAAAGGAUAGAAGAAUAGACAACUAGCAACCAAUUUGCAGAAUACAUACAGUUUUUAAACGAUUGAAGUAUUCUAUCACAAUUAAAAUUUUCUGUUUAAUAGUAUGUAUUAUUAAAGGAAUCUAGAUAAUAGAAUUUUUCUUGUUUUCUUUUGACUGGCGUGCAACUUUUGGCCAAGUUUUAAACUCUUUAGAUUUUUUUUUAAACACCCAAGUGUCUAUUGGGAAAGGUUCGUGUUGGAAACUUAAAAAAAAAAGCAUAUCGAGAUUUCGUUCACAAGCGCUUUGCUCGAGGUCGAAAUUUCGUUUUCAAACGCCUUGGCAAUCGGAUUAUUAUAAUUGUAAUUCGCAUUUAACAUAAUUAACAAUGCGAACUCUGUAUUCAUAUAAAUAGAUUAUGAACCUUCGAAUUCUGGCUGUGACGCGUUAAAAAUUUUCUUGUAGCGUCAAGCUACUAUGUUAUACGUAUUUAUCCAUCAGACAUUAUUCUACUCUUGUAAUACGACUCUAUACACCGGAUCUAAUAAAAAGUACAUAUUUUUAACAAGA
Cephus cinctus (wheat stem sawfly) is the source of this 3863-nucleotide messenger RNA. RefSeq names its product mannosyl-oligosaccharide glucosidase GCS1 (gene GCS1). NCBI's taxonomy places the organism in Eukaryota, Metazoa, Arthropoda, Insecta, Hymenoptera, Cephidae. Gene Ontology annotation, molecular function: Glc3Man9GlcNAc2 oligosaccharide glucosidase activity. The record is from RefSeq and is a predicted model, not a curated record. The coding region runs from base 302 to 2740 and encodes 812 amino acids. Gene Ontology annotation, biological process: oligosaccharide metabolic process; protein N-linked glycosylation. The transcript has 4 exons. Gene Ontology annotation, cellular component: endoplasmic reticulum membrane.